Messenger RNA from Hemiscyllium ocellatum (epaulette shark), 1171 nucleotides. RefSeq names its product TAF12 RNA polymerase II, TATA box binding protein (TBP)-associated factor (gene taf12). The record is from RefSeq and is a predicted model, not a curated record. Bases 114 to 791 code for a protein of 225 amino acids. The transcript has 8 exons. Gene Ontology annotation, biological process: DNA-templated transcription initiation; RNA polymerase II preinitiation complex assembly. Lineage: Eukaryota; Metazoa; Chordata; Chondrichthyes; Orectolobiformes; Hemiscylliidae. Gene Ontology annotation, cellular component: transcription factor TFIID complex; SLIK (SAGA-like) complex; SAGA complex. Gene Ontology annotation, molecular function: protein heterodimerization activity; DNA binding; TBP-class protein binding.
GACUGUUUCCGGGUUUACAAUGAGCGGCCGCAGCCGAGUGUUCGUUAUGGUGGGGGCGCGGCUCGGAGGGCGCCGGUGCUGAGGCGGCGCGGCUGCCUGGGCAGUAUGUCACAAUGAACUCUUCAUUAUCUGGGCCUACAGCAGUAGCUGAUGUGAUUAAAGAUCUAGACUCUCAGAUAGCACUGAUUGGUCCUGGCCCCCACAACCCCAAACAGAAACAGGAUUUGGAGAAACUUAAUGAUUUGAAGGCCAAAGCCCAACAGAUUAUGAACCAGUUUGGACCUUCAGCGCUAAUAAAUUUGACAACUUUUCCCUCAGUAAAACCUGAUCCAUCCAGCACACCACCUCCAAAUACAAUGGCUAAUAGCACUGCUGUGGUAAAGAUACCUGGAACACCAGGCUCAGGGGGACGUAUGAGUCCAGAAGGCAAUCAGAAUUUAUCCCUAACCUCCCGGUAUAAAGAUGAAGCAAUGGUGUUAAGCAAGAAGAAGCUACAGGACCUGGUGCGAGAAAUUGAUCCAAAUGAACAACUUGAUGAAGAUGUCGAAGAAAUGCUUUUGCAGAUUGCUGAUGAUUUUAUUGAAAGUGUAGUGAGUGCUGCAUGUCAACUAGCGCGUCACCGCAAGUCAAACACACUGGAAGUAAAGGAUGUUCAGUUGCAUCUUGAACGCCAGUGGAACAUGUGGAUACCAGGAUUUGGUUCAGAUGAAAUUAGGCCGUAUAAAAAGGCCUGCACAACAGAAGCUCACAAACAGAGAAUGGCACUGAUACGUAAAACAACCAAAAAGUAAAGCAUGGCUGAACAGACCAUUUCUACAACAAAGUUAUGAACGUUACAAAACAUUCUCAGGCUUAUCCUCCUUUCUGUUGAGGAACCUGCAAUGGAUGAUUGUAUUUGGUUUUUUGUGAAAAUGAACUGAGAUAGCUUUGUAUUGGUACCAACAUAUUGUACCAAAAUGUUUGGUACUUGAUGAUCCUUCUUGAAAACAAUAUACAAGGACUUGUACAAAGUGGAUGGUGUGUGUAUGAAACAGUGAUGUUUCUUUGUUGAUUAAUGGUAGCGUGUUAAAUUGAGACUUUCCUUUGGUGGAGUGUUAAGUAGUUGGUUUUCAUAUCUUUGUAUAGAGGUAAUGUUGACCAUUUUUGCCAAUAAAAUAUUACUCAACUUGAA